Messenger RNA from Planococcus citri (citrus mealybug), 3994 nucleotides. It is a transcript of the gene SMC3, whose product is annotated as structural maintenance of chromosomes 3. The transcript has 26 exons. Gene Ontology annotation, molecular function: double-stranded DNA binding; ATP hydrolysis activity; ATP binding. Bases 178 to 3780 code for a protein of 1200 amino acids. Gene Ontology annotation, biological process: mitotic sister chromatid cohesion. NCBI's taxonomy places the organism in Eukaryota, Metazoa, Arthropoda, Insecta, Hemiptera, Pseudococcidae. The record is from RefSeq and is a predicted model, not a curated record. Gene Ontology annotation, cellular component: mitotic cohesin complex; chromosome.
UACAAAUUUUGGGGCGAAAUAAUUUUGAGUGUUUAUGCGUGGUUAUAGUGCAUUAUUUUAUGAAUUUGUGAAAAAUUAAUAGUUUUAAUUGAUUUAUUAAUUAUGCCUAGUAACACUCGUAUCCUACUUCAGCUCUGUUAAUCAGUAAACUAGUCAUUUGGAGUGGCGUGAGGCAGAAUGUACAUAAAACAAGUUAUUAUUCACGGAUUCAAAAGUUACAGAGAACAAACUGUCGUAGAACCGUUUGAUCCGCGUCAUAAUGUCGUCGUUGGUCGUAACGGCUCAGGAAAGAGUAACUUCUUCUAUGCUAUACAGUUCGUUCUCAGCGAUGAAUUUUCCAACUUGAGGCCAGAGCAACGUCAUGCUUUACUACACGAAGGUACCGGACCUCGAGUUGCCAGCGCUUACGUGGAAAUCAUUUUCGAUAACAAAGACAAUCGUUUACCGAUCGAAAAAGAUGAAGUUGUUCUCAGACGUUUAAUUGGUGCGAAAAAGGAUCAAUAUUUUCUCAACAAGAAAGUAGUCACUCGUUCCGAUGUAACAAAUUUGUUAGAAUCGGCUGGUUUCUCCCGGUCGAAUCCCUACUACAUUGUCAAACAAGGAAAAAUCAACCAAAUGGCCACCGCUCCGGAUUCUCAUCGUUUGAAGCUUCUAAGAGAGGUUGCCGGUACUCGAGUUUACGAUGAAAAGAAGGAAGAAUCUACCAACAUUCUUAAAGAUACCGAAGGGAAAUUGGAAAAAAUCGACGAGUUUUUGCACACCAUUGAAGAACGUCUACAAACUCUCGAAGAAGAGAAGGAAGAAUUGAAAGAAUAUCAAAAAUGGGACAAACUCCGUCGAUCUCUGGAAUAUUGUAUUCACGAUCGCGAUCUCAAAGAUACUAAACGAAAACUGGAAGAGUUGGAGAACAGAUUGAAUAAUUUUGAUGAAGAACAGAAAAAAUUAACCAGUCAAGUAAAAGACGCUGCUGACGAGGCCAAACGUGCCACUAAACAUUUAAAAGAUGCUAAAAAAGAUGUCCAAACUGCCAAAGAAGAGAAAGAAACAAUUAGCGUUGAAAAAGAACAACUUCUCAAAGAAAAAACCAGACUGGAUUUCAUUAUUAAAGAUCUUAAUGACGAAGUUUUAGGCGAUAAUAAAUCCAAAGAUCGCGCUGAACAAGAACUGAAAAAAUUAGAGGAAACUAUUAAAAGCAAAGAAAAAGAAUUGGAAGAAUUAAAACCAAAGUACGAAGCUCAAAAGAAGAAAGAAGAAGAUUGUACACGAGAAUUAUCUCUGAAAGAACAAAAAAGGAAAGAAUUAUACGCCAAGCAAGGCAGAGGAUCUCAAUUUACUUCCAAAGAUGAACGAGAUCAGUGGAUUCAAAAAGAAUUGAGAUCUUUAAACAAACAAAUCAAAGAUAAAACGGAACAUCGAGAUAAAUUGGAUGCUGAACUAAAAAAAGAUAUGGCUAAUAAGAAAAGGCUCAAUGAACAAAUUGAGGCACAAACUGCUGAAUUAGAGCGUCAAAGAGCUGCUAUCGAUGAUUAUAAUAAACAGUACUACGAACAUAAGAAAAAUAAAGAUUCGUAUCAGAGUCAAAGAAAUGAAUUGUGGCGUAAAGAAAAUACUUUACAACAUACGUUGACUUCUUUGAAAGAAGAAUUAGCCAAAGCUGACCAGGCUUUGCGUAGCAUGGCCGGAAAGGCUAUUCUGAACGGUCGUGACAGUGUUCGAAAAGUUUUAGAAACAUUUCGUCAACGAGGCGGUAAUUUUGCGAAUCUAGCCGAUAAUUACUACGGCCAAGUUAUCGAGAAUUUUCAGUGCGAUACAAAUAUUCAAACUGCUGUUGAAGUGACCGCCGGUGGAAGAUUAUUUUUCCAUAUCGUCGAAUCCGAUAAAAUUGGUACUCAAAUAUUGAAAGAAAUCAACAACCAGAAAUUGCCUGGAGAAGUGACAUUCAUGCCUUGUAAUCGUAUGACAGUUCGAGAUAUUAAAUAUCCGCCUUCGAACGAUGCAAUUCCAAUGGUGAACAGAUUAGAAUACGACACGAAGCUGGAUAAAGCCAUGAGGUACAUUUUUGGCCGAACUUUGAUCUGCCGUAAUUUGGAAAUUGCCACUAAUAUUUCGAAACAGUAUAAUCUAGAUUGUAUCACAAUCGACGGUGAUCAGGUGUCUUCCAAAGGUACAUUGACCGGAGGAUAUUUUAAAAACGUUAGAUCUAAAUUGGAAAUCCAAAAACAACGUAACGAAUUCAUGGAAAAAAUCCGAGACGCCGAAGAACAGUUGACAGCUUUGAGAGAACAGUUGCGAGAUAUCGAAACCAAAAUAAACGUAGUUGUUACUGAAAUGCAGCGUACCGAGACCAAAAAUAGUAAAGCGAAAGGCAACUUCGAUAAAUUGAAAGCAGAUAUUAGAUUAAUGAAAGAAGAGUUGUUAGGUAUCGAAAGAUAUCAAGGACCCAAGGAACGUUCGCUUACUCAAGCUGCAUCCAAUUUGGAAGCCAUGCAAACCACUAAAGAAGGUUUAGAAGCUGAACUACACCAAGAAUUACUAGCACAGUUGUGUGUCGCUGAUCAACAUGAAAUGGAUAAGCUCAAUGAUGACAUCAGAAGGUUAACGCAGGAAAAUAAGACCGCUUUCGCUACUAGGAUGAAACUAGAAGCUGACAAAAAUAAAUUGGAGAAUCUGCUGACGAAUAAUUUGGUUCGAAGAAGAGAUGAAUUGGUGCAGGCUCUUCAAGAAAUAUCCUUAGAAGAGCGGAAAAGAACGCUGGAAAAUAGUCGACAAGAAUUGACUGGUAUUGAGAAAAGACUCGAACAGCUCAAUAAAGAUUUCAAAGACAUGGACAAAAAAGUUCAAGAGGCUGUUAAAAGACAAAAAAACGCCCAAGAAGAGAUGGAAAAAUGGCGACUGCUUGAAAAAGAAGCGCAAGAAAAAUUAGACAACGAUGCUAAAGAUUUAUCUAAAGUUUCUCAAAAACAAUCUCUGCUCCGGCAGAAAGUCGAAGAAUGUACAAAUAAAAUCAGCGAACUGGGUGCUAUACCGAAUCCUGAAAUGAUAAGCAAAUAUAUGGCAUAUUCGCAGAAGAAUCUUUUCAAAGAACUGGAGAAAGCCAACAGUCAUUUGAAAAAGUACAGCCAUGUGAACAAAAAGGCUUUAGAUCAGUUUAUGAGUUUCUCGGAACAGAAAGAGAAAUUAGUCAGUCGUAAACAGGAAUUAGAUAAAGAAUUAGAUAAAAUUAAAGAUUUAAUGAGAGGAUUAGAACAGCAGAAAUGUCACGAUAUUGAAUUCACCUUCAAACAAGUAUCUUUGAAUUUUUCCGAAGUUUUCAAGAAGUUGGUCCCGGGUGGACAUGCUCUAUUGGUGAUGAAAUCUGCCGAUGGAGAGGAAUGUCGUAGAUCAGAAGAAAUCAACGCCGAUAGCUUUUCCGGUGUCAUGAUCAGGGUAUCAUUCACCGGUCGUGGUGAGAUGAGGGAAAUGAAUCAGUUAUCGGGAGGACAGAAAUCAUUAGUAGCUUUGGCUUUGAUAUUCUCCAUUCAAAAAUGUGACCCGGCUCCGUUCUAUUUAUUCGAUGAAAUUGAUCAGGCUUUGGAUGCGCAACACAGAAAAGCUGUUGCUGAUAUGAUUCACGAAAUGAGCAAAGAUGCCCAAUUUAUUACUACAACUUUCAGACCGGAAUUGCUGCAGCAUGCUAAUAAAUUCUACGGAGUGAAAUUCCGAAAUAAAGUAAGUCACGUGGAAUGUGUAACGAAAGAAGAAGCGUACGAUUUCGUUGAAGAUGAUACAACUCACGGUUAGAAUUUAGUUCAUCGAUUCAUCAUAUUUUUUAUUGUUUUUGUUUUUUACUUGGCAAAAAAUUUGUAUGUAUUAUUUGAACGAUUGUCGUUUUUUUCCUCAACAUUUGGUUUAUGUUUUUAACGAUUGAUUGAUUGAUUUUUUUUUUUUAAUAAAUGGUUUUAGUUUUGUAAAUAAGAUAUCUUUUUAAAUAUAUUUUUGUAGUAUAUUCCAUUGA